CAUUGUUUAAAAUGAUACCGCUGCAAUGAGAGAAUUCUUGUACUGACAAUAUAACUGAGAUGAUGUUUAUUGUUGACUAAACGUGUAUCAAAAUUAUAACACCUAGGCACAAAAUGCAAAUGUGCCAAAAAAUAGCAGCAAGAUCUAAGCGCAAAUUGUUUUGUUUUUUGUUUUGAGUGUGUCGCGUAAAUGAACGUAGCUGUCUUUUAUGGUAAUUAACGCGCGGGUCAUGGAUCAUUUGUUGAGUUCCAAUACGCUGCAGUGCAAAGAGUUCAAACGGACAUUUAAAUGAGACGCCCUACGGUUUGAACCGUUUGGCUGAAAAUAGCAACAGAAUUAGGCCUCUAUUCCAAGUUCCAGCAUUUAAGUACGCCUGGAGGAGCUUAUAGUUUCAGAAUGAACAAAUGGUUUUGAGUAAAGAGAUAGGAGUACCAUACUGUGCGUGCAAAAAUUCAGGACACGAGGAAAAAGUUGCGGUUGAUUUAUCAGCUGGUAGGUCCAUGAACGUUAACUAAGUAAUUCGAAUGGAUGAAAAGAAGCAUUUGAAUACAGAGAAACUUAUUUCGCCCCAAAGCGACGACGACGAAGAUGAGAACAAUUCUCGUGGUUGUGCAAGUUCGUAUUUGGUUGAGGAGCGAGAGAACGGCAAAAAGACAUUACCGCAUAAAUUUCGUCAGCGCUGGACCAAAGCGGCUUCAUUGCUCGCUUUGGUUUCAUUCAUUGCAGCCGUUGGUUUCAGCUUAGCGUCAUUUAUAACUUCGCAGGCAACUGAAAGUUCAGCUGUGUUCGCGGCAGGUUUCGACGCUUUCUUUGCUGCUAUCAAUGUAGUUGCCGUAUGUUGGAGGUUUAGAGACGAAUUGAAUGGAGAAAUUGGCCCGAUGCGUGAGAAGAAAGCUACUUCGGUCAUAGCCAUAACAUUUAUUUGCGGUGGCAUUGCGACAAUCGUAAUUGCAUUAUACCACCUCGAAAUCAAGGACCACCCUGAGAAGACAGGAGAAAUGAUGAUCGUGCUGGGCGUUGGUUUCGUAAUAUAUACCAUUCUGGCCUUUCUCCAGUGCUAUGUUGCAAAAAUGUUGCAGAGUUCCUCCAUGAAGGCUUUAUCAGUUGACUCGGCGCUAGCGGCGGCUAUGUCUAUCGGACUUCUUGGCUCGGCUGGUAUUUACUCCGAAGUCAACAAACUUUGGUAUCUGGACCAUGCCGUGGCUACAGUAUUAGGCGCUGUUUCGUUAAUAUACGGCAUUGCAUUAGGAAUAGAAAUAAUACAGUUCAAAAUAAAGGAAAAAAUCAUAUCAUCGUUUCAGAAAGAAUUUAAGAAAGAUGAAAACUAGAAAAAAUGACAGAACUCCUGAUAUAUAUUAUUUUUUCAUUGGAAUACGCAACUGAUUUAAAAAUUCCAACAAAUUUCAACAGUGCCACAGUUUUCGAAAACUUGUAUUUUUCACUAUCUGGGAAUAGCACCAGUUUCUUGUAUCAUAAUUAACUGCACGUUCAAUUCCGAUCACUGCGUUUGCUGUUGAUGUCAUGAUAUUUAACGCCUAUAUCGCUAUUGGAUCAGUUGCAUUUUUGUAUGAUGUUUGUAAAUGAUAUUCAACACCGGAGCCAUCUUUUAAGGGCUUUGUGCACUUUAUGAUGUUGGCCAAAGAGACUGGAAUUAUUUUGUCAAGAAAGGCAGCAAAGAAAAUAUGUAAAUUCACGGUCAGUAAACUUUGUAAUGAAUUGGCCUAGUUUCUCAGAAGCACAUGUAGGUCUUUCUGUUAAAACUUACUCUUGUGGUGUGGAAUAAAAUGCAAGAAAAGAAA
Orbicella faveolata is the source of this 1799-nucleotide messenger RNA. Its product is annotated as transmembrane protein 163a-like. The record is from RefSeq and is a predicted model, not a curated record. Lineage: Eukaryota; Metazoa; Cnidaria; Anthozoa; Scleractinia; Merulinidae. Gene Ontology annotation, cellular component: membrane.